UCAAAAGAUAGGUUGUUCCGUGGCUGUCGCCGUAUAUGUUCAAGAUGCUUUUUCUCUUGCCGUCUCGUCUUUCAUACACGGUCUCCUCUGCCCGCUUCACUAUUUCAAUCUCAUUGAUCGACCAUCCUUUUCAAUAUCUGUAAUUUAAUUCCACUUCAUAAUCUCAAAUCGCAACAAAGAACCCUAAACUUCUCCCUUCUCCUAAUAAUCAUCAAACAAUUCAUCAUUAUUCAAACCUUUGACUUUUUAUUUUUUCCAUAUAUCAUCGCAAUCAUGUCCUUUUCGGUGUAAAUUUCUUCAGUAUUUCGAUCAAUUUGAGGAAUUUGUAGCUCUAAGAUCGUUGAACGUGUGCAGGAAGAAAAUAUUAAAUUUGACGAUUAGGGUUUUACUUUUAUACACGAUUGAUGGAAACAGUGGGUGUUGGUGUUGCCACGACGAAUUCUGAUAGCUAUACUGGUAAUAUUUCAAACUCAGUCUCAUCAGAUUCUUCAUCUCCGACGACUAGGGGCGCCGGUGGUGGCAUCAGUUCUUCCCGAAGGUCGACGUCGUCUUCUGCGUUUCCUAUAGUCCGCUUCUUACAAGCUCCUGUAACUACUUUAUUUGAAUAUUCGGGUUUUCUACGACCUAGGUCAAGCAACGAUAAUCAUGAAUCCGAGAGCUUGAUUCCACACCAUCAUAAUCAUAGUUCGAGUGAUUCCAGUACGGCUUCUAGUAGCGAUGGUAGUAAUAACGAAGGGGAGGUUUCAAUUCGGAUAAUGGGUGACGGAGAGCAAGAAGAGGGGCAUGGUGACGACGGUGGAGAAUCCGCUGUCAUAGGCGGAGAUGGUGGUGGUAGAGAGAGGGAGAUGGCCGAUUCUAGUGAUGUGGAUGUCAGGAGUGGAGCUAAUGGGAGUAAUAAUAACAGUGAUUCAUCAAAUCAACAAAGGUAUGACUUGCAGCAAGUUUCGAGGUGGAUUGAGCAGAUUCUUCCGUUCUCCUUACUCUUAAUUGUCGUGUUCAUUCGUCAACACUUGCAAGGUUUCUUUGUAACAAUCUAUGUAACUGCUUUCAUGUACAAGUCAAAUGACAUUCUUCGAAAGCAAACAGCUUUAAAGGGGGAGAGAAAACUUUCUGUUCUCAUAGGCUAUGGUAUAAUCUUUACGCUUCAUGUAAUUGGAGUAUACUGGUGGUAUCAAAACGAUGAUCUUAGUUCCCCAUUGUUAAUGGUUCCCCCAAAAUCAAUCCCACCAUUCUGGCAUGCCAUUUUCAUAAUAAUCGUAAAUGAUACAAUGGUGCGACAAGCAGCAAUGACUUUAAAAUUAGUACUCCUUAUGUACUAUAAAAAUGGCAGGGGUCAUAAUUUUCGUAGACAGGGUCAAAUGUUGACUUUGGUCGAAUAUGCCCUUCUGUUAUACCGUGCGUUUUUACCUGCUCCAGUUUGGUACAGAUUCUUUUUAAACAAAGAAUACGGGAGCUUGUUUUCUUCUUUGAUCACAGGGCUAUAUUUGACUUUUAAGCUUACAUCAAUAGUGGAGAAGGUUGGUUCCUUCUAUGCUGCAAUGAAGGCUUUAUCACGAAAAGAAAUGCAUUAUGGAUCAUAUGCAACAUCAGAACAGGUAAGUGAGGCAGGAGACAUGUGUGCUAUUUGCCAAGAAAAAAUGCAAGCUCCAAUAUUGCUGUGUUGUAACCAUAUUUUCUGUGAAGACUGUGUUUCAGAAUGGUUUGAAAGAGAGAGGACGUGUCCUUUAUGCAGAGCUUUAGUAAGACCAGCUGAUAUACGAUCAUUUGGUGAUGGGUCAACGAGUCUUUUCUUUCGAUUGUUUUAAAUGUUGUUCAUCAACAUACAAAAUGAUCAUGAAAUGGGUUUCUUGUUAAUUCUUUUUUGGGAAUUUUUUUUUUUUCAUUUAAAGUUGUACAGAUGAGGGUUUUAAUGUUAUUUACUGAAAAAUAUAUAUGUUGUGAUGGGAUAAUAUGCAAGGGGAUUCUUUAAUGCCCUUUUACUUGCAUUUUGUUAAUAUUUUAUUUUAUUUUGUAUCUUGGAAUA
Molecule: messenger RNA, 2023 nt
Organism: Lactuca sativa (garden lettuce)
Lineage: Eukaryota; Viridiplantae; Streptophyta; Magnoliopsida; Asterales; Asteraceae
Biological process (GO): positive regulation of ERAD pathway
Molecular function (GO): ubiquitin protein ligase activity
Source: RefSeq, a predicted model, not a curated record